AUGACAAAUCUUAGAGAGCACUGUUGGGAGAAGAACGACAACUUGCAUGUAAAGCUCAAGUCUACUGAGGCAUCUGAUUUCAUCGGAGCUUAUGACAUAGCGAUGGGCUCAAUGAUCAAAGACCUUCCACUUGGUCUGAAUCGACGAGGGACCCGAUCAUUCCACAAAUGUUUCGAAAUUGGAGAUAGCUUCGAUGAUUUGAGCACCAACGAUGUGUCGAAAUGA
Molecule: messenger RNA, 225 nt
Organism: Penicillium malachiteum
Lineage: Eukaryota; Fungi; Ascomycota; Eurotiomycetes; Eurotiales; Aspergillaceae
Exons: 2
Coding region: 1-225 (74 amino acids)
Source: RefSeq, a predicted model, not a curated record